AGUUCCCGUUUUCAAUUGUUGUUGUGAUGGCUAAAAUGUGCUAAAAUCGUUGGUCGUAAAAAUCGGUAGUCGAAUGACAGUGACGUUGUCACGAAUGUCAAAUUAUAAAUUUUUCAUUCAGUGAAAAUAUAUUGUUUCUCCAGUUUGAAGUUUGAUUUUUAACUGAACAAAAUGUUUAAAUAGUUACUAAGAAUUUCAUAUAAUGGCUCUAAAUUACAGAAUUUUAUAUAGGAAUUGUUAUAAUAUUAGAAACCUAAUUAAACCGGUAAAAUGGGAUAUAGGCAAAAAUUACCCCAUUCGAAUUCUUUCAAGUAAAGUUUGUUGCCAUCACAAUUUUGUGAAUAGGCCAUUACUGGAUUUCCAGCAAGUAAGCUUUUCAGUGACGAGACCAUGUACUUCAAUGAACGAUCAAGAGAAACCCAAGCGGGAAGAAGAGAAAAAAGUUGGUUUGAUCCAGAGAUUUAAAGAAAUGUACAGGGAUUACUGGUAUGUGUUACUUCCAGUACACAUGGCGACUUCCGCUGUAUGGUUCGGUAGCUGCUAUUAUACUGUUAGGAGUGGGGUGGACGUCAUUAGUAUUUUAGAGUCCCUAGGAGUCACAGAGACACUCUUAAAACCGCUGAAAGAAUCUGGUGCUGGAUAUUUUGCACUUGCCUUUGCCUUGUAUAAAUUGGUGACACCUUUGCGGUACACAGUUACAGUUGGUGGAACCACUUAUGCUAUUAAGAGAUUAACGGCACUAGGUUGGAUUAAACCAGUUCCAUCUAAAGAGAGGCUGAAAGAAAUGUUACAAGAAAAAAAAGACUUGCUUCAAGAAAAGAAAGAUAAUCUUCAAGACCGUCUGCAUGAGAGUAAACAACAUUAUCAAGCACAGAUACAGGAAAAACGUACACAUAUGAUGGAUGAAAUGAGAAGAUAUAAAGCAGAAAUGCGCGAAAUGAAAAACAAAGUUAAAAAGAUGUAGGUAAUCAAAACAAACAACAGUACAUAAAAUAAGUUCGUAAGAACUUUAGUAUUGAUGUAAAUAGUGAUACUAUUUUGAGCUAUGUUAUUCAUUUUAGUCUUGUGAGAGAGUAGAUAGGAGUUAUUUGUUUGUUGUCUAAACAUAAUCUUGGACAAAAUGUAAAUUAAACUGUUAUUAUAUUUUGGAUUUAUUUAUUGUUUUAAAAAUAUUUAAAUAUAAAAUGUUCCUUAACAAAA
Messenger RNA from Bombyx mori (domestic silkworm), 1200 nucleotides. RefSeq lists its product as uncharacterized. The transcript is spliced from 3 exons. The record is from RefSeq and is a predicted model, not a curated record. The coding region runs from base 203 to 964 and encodes 253 amino acids. NCBI's taxonomy places the organism in Eukaryota, Metazoa, Arthropoda, Insecta, Lepidoptera, Bombycidae. Gene Ontology annotation, cellular component: mitochondrion.